Molecule: messenger RNA, 3008 nt
Organism: Anarrhichthys ocellatus (wolf-eel)
Lineage: Eukaryota; Metazoa; Chordata; Actinopteri; Perciformes; Anarhichadidae
Gene: oma1
Product: OMA1 zinc metallopeptidase
Exons: 8
Coding region: 407-1975 (522 amino acids)
Biological process (GO): mitochondrial protein processing; protein quality control for misfolded or incompletely synthesized proteins
Cellular component (GO): mitochondrial inner membrane
Molecular function (GO): metalloendopeptidase activity
Source: RefSeq, a predicted model, not a curated record
UCGCGGAGUCGUUUCUAGGGGGAAUCAUUUUGGAAGCGGAAGCGUCUAACUGUCCAAAGUUCCGUGGUCAACAGUGCAGACGAUUCGCGUCGCAAAGGAACUAAAAUUAUUUUUUUAUCUCGACGUGUUAAGGCGCUAUGAAAUAAACGUUUGAACCAGAUAAACAUUUUAGUUCUGCGGACAGCGGUACAAGGCUAAAUGUAGCUAGCGUCCACCGGCUAGCAGUGACAUUGACAGCUGGGAACAGUUCGAGGUUAUUUUAAAAACGGAAGGAAACUAAAACGUCCGAUGACAGUCAUUUCUACUUCAACAUGAGGAAUACCAGUCCUCUUAUAUAACAACAGACGGACGUGUUUGCGUCGUCUGAGUUUGCAAACAAUACUUUUUUGCGUCACCAGCAAGGACGAUGCUUCUACUUUGUGUUUUGAGGAGCAGUCGCUUCUCUUCUCUCUCCGCUCAUCUGACACGACACUUCCGGGUCUGCUGCGCACAAGCUGGACGUCCCGUGCAGAAGACACACUACUGGGUGUCCUCUCAGACUCCUCCAUCAAACUCUGUUCACCUCAGAGCCACUUCAAAGUUAUCGCCUCUCCUAUUCCUUAACAAUGGGAGGACCGCGUGUUGCCAGAUCGGUCCCAAACCCCCUUUACCUGUGCACUCCGGUCUCGUCCUCCUGGGACACCUGUUCCACACCUCAGCCCCCGCGAGGGCCUUGCCCGCCCCCCUCAUAUGGUUGAUGCUCAAACCUCUGCAGAAGCUCGUGGCUAUAAUCCUGGGCAGGAGUAUAAGGAAGUGGUGGGUGGCUCUGUCGGCCGACCGCCGGCAGCUCUUUCGCAAUUGGGUCCGUCAGCGCCGCUGGCAUCUGGCAGCGGGGGCAGGCGUUACUAUGGUGAUUGUAGCCCUCCUCCUCCUGACCCACCUGGACGAGUCCCCGGUGACGGGACGCACCCGCCUCCUCCUGUUCAGCAGAGAGAAGUACAUGGAGCUGGCAGCCCUGACUUCAGAGGUGUACAUGGAGGAGUUUGCGGAGCUGCUGGUUCCAGUCACCGACCCUCGUCACCAGGUGGUGGAGCGGGUGGUGCAGCACCUGGCCCAAAGAAACAAGGACAUCCCUGAAGUGUCUGAAGUCACCUGGAGCGUCCACGUGGUGCAGAGUCCCGACGUCAACGCCUUCGUCCUGCCGGACGGGAAAGUGUUCAUGUUUGCGGGGAUGCUGGAGGCGGUGACGGACGUCCACCAGCUCACCGUUGUGCUGGGACACGAGAUGGCUCAUGCUGUAUUGGGACACUCUGCAGAACAGGCCAGUCUGUCUCAUGUCGUGGACCUCCUGUCCCUGAUUCUGCUGACAGCCAUCUGGGCCGUGUGUCCUCGAGACAGCCUGGCUCUGCUGGGACAGUGGGUCCAGGACAAGCUGUCCCAGCUGAUGUUCAACCGUCCCUUCAGCAGGAAACUGGAGGCUGAGGCCGACAAAGUCGGGUUGCAGUUGGCUGCAAAGGCGUGUGCAGAUGUGCGAGCAGGACCCGUAUUCUGGCAGCAAAUGGAAAUCAGAGACCAGCUGACAGGAGAGCCCACCUUCCCCGAGUGGCUGUCCACACACCCGUCGCACAAGAACAGAUUCACUCAGCUGGACCGCCUCAUGCCACAGGCUCUGGAGUUGAGGGAGAGCUGCUCCUGCCCGGCUCUACCAGCCACUGACCCUCGCGCCGUCUUCUCCAAGAGUGUGCGCAUGUUGCUGGAAACCGUCAAGCACCAGGAGGGAGGAGGUCCAGAAGGGGCACGCAAGCCCCGCCUGUCCCACAUCCCGGGCUCACUCCCCACCGGACUGCCCGCGGCUCUGCUUGCCCAAACGGCCCUCCCUUCAUCCUCAAAUGUGGACCAAGAAACUCAAGAACCAGUCCCGUCGGUAGCUUCAGAGUUAGCCGUAGCCGCCGCUGUCCCUGCUCCUGCUGAGGUGGAAGGACCCCAGCCCAGCUGACAGGGCUUUUAAAAUCCUCACAAACUUCUAGUUUUUUUCCACAGACUGGUCAGCGACCAUAUUCGUUGCACUAUUCAAGCCAGUUUUCAUCGUCUAUUCAAUUUGGUGAAGGAGUUCUACCAUCACAGGGUCAGUCCUUUUUCUCUGCACCACAGACUCCCUCUGGUUGCCAGCAUAAUGGAGGGUGAAGCUGGGGGGGGGGUACUGUGGCAAGAAGAAGUGGCUCUGGAGAAAACUGGAAAAAGUCAGCAAAGAAAACGAAACCCAAGGCCCCUCCUAACCUUUCCCUCCCGCUGACUGAGCUUCAGAGAAUGUUAUUCAUGCUUAGUGACUACAAAGAUGCCACGUUAAUGAGAUAACCUCGAACAGGAGAGAAUGCUGAAUGAAUGUCGGUAAAGCUUCCACAAGUUGCCGGAUUAAUAUGUGCAUUAUUCAUUGACACGUGGCAACAGACGCGCGAGUAAGCAUUUCGCGUGUGCAUGUCGGAGGCUUCGUCCACGGCAGGCAGAGGACAUCUACAUUCUAAUUAUGACUACUGGUUUUGUAAAAUAUUUUUUAACAAGGCAAGUUGACUGAGAUCCUUAUUUACAACAGCCUGCGGGAGCAGAAGCACUGUGAAUGGGGGGGUGGGGGGGUGGGGGGGUGCUGAAACAAUUUGCACAUUUGGUUAAACUGUGAAAUCAAAAAAAAGUACUACUGUGUUGUCAAACUGAUAAAUUAUUUCAUUUGCGUCAUGCAUUUUUAUCUUCAGGGUUUCAAGCUUUCAAAGCAUCAGACAGUCAAUACACCGUCUAUGGAAGCUUUGUUUUACCUGCUGGGUCUGUAUGAGAGUCUGUUUCUACGCUACAAUAAGUGGCCAGUGAUGGGGUUUAUGCAAAAAUAUGCGUAUCAAUAACUCAGCAGGAACGUGCUCUGUUUGCAAAUGACAAGCGAAAACAAUAAAAACCUCCAGAAGAAAAUGAGAUUUAUUUUUUUCUUCAAUAUUUUGGCUUGUUUUCAAAGUGGAUCAAAGAUGUGCAUUUAUCAACAGCAG